This is a messenger RNA of Pipistrellus nathusii (Nathusius's pipistrelle), 1953 nucleotides long. Lineage: Eukaryota; Metazoa; Chordata; Mammalia; Chiroptera; Vespertilionidae. The record is from the annotation of a GenBank genome assembly.
AUGGGGGUCCCUGCGAGCCGCAGCCCCGUCCUCGACUCCUGCAGCCGCCGCGCCGGAGCCGCGAUGAGCGCCAGCCGCCUCCUCCUCCUGCUUGGAUUCCUCAGCACCACCUCUGCUCAGCCGGAACAGAAGGACUCAAGUCUCAUUGGCAAAUAUCACCACGUUGACCGCGCCACCGGCCAGGUGCUAACCUGCGACAAGUGUCCGGCAGGUACCUAUGUGUCUGAGCACUGUACCAACACGAGCCUGCGCGUCUGCAGCAGCUGCCCCGUGGGGACAUUUACCAGGCAUGAGAAUGGCAUAGAGAAAUGCCAUGACUGUAGCCAGCCAUGCCCAUGGCCAAUGAUUGAGAAAUUACCUUGCGCUGCCUUGACUGACCGAGAAUGCACUUGCCCGCCUGGCAUGUUCCAGUUCAAUGCUACCUGCGCUCCCCAUACGGUGUGUCCUGUGGGCUGGGGUGUGCGGAAGAAAGGGACGGAGACCGAGGACGUGCGGUGUAAGCAGUGUGCUCGGGGUACCUUCUCUGAUGUGCCUUCUAGUGUGAUGAAAUGCAAAGCAUACACAGACUGUCUGGCUCAGAACCUGGUGGUGAUCAAGCCAGGCACCAAGGUGGCAGACAACGUCUGUGGCACACCCCCGACCUUCUCCAGUACAACCUCGCCUUCCCCUGGCCCAGCCAUCUUUUCACGCCUUGAGCACAUGGAAUCUCAUGAAGUCCCUUCCUCCACGUAUGUUUCCCAAGGCAUGAACUCAACAGAAUUCAACUCCUCUGCCUCUGUUAGACCAAAGGAACUGAGUGGCUUCCACGAAGAGACAGUCCCCAACAACACAAGGUGGGAGGAAGGUGUGAACAAGACCCUCCCAAACCUCCAGGUCGUGGACCACCAGCAAGGCUCCCACCACAGACACAUCCUGAAGCUGCUGCCACCCAUGGAGGCCACGGGAGGCGAGAAGUCCAGCACGCCCAUCAAAGGCAUCAAGAGGGGUCAUCCCAGACAGAACCCGCACAAGCAUUUUGACAUCAAUGAACAUCUGCCCUGGAUGAUAGUGCUUUUCCUGCUGCUGGUGCUUGUGGUGAUAGUGGUGUGCAGUAUCCGGAAAAGCUCAAGGACUCUGAAAAAGGGGCCCCGGCAGGAUCCCAGCGCCAUUGUGGAAAAGGCGGGGCUGAAGAAAUCCAUUGCCCCAACCCAGACCCGGGAGAAGUGGAUCUACUACUGCAAUGGCCACGGUAUCGACAUCCUGAAGCUGGUGGCAGCCCAAGUGGGAAGCCAGUGGAAGGACAUCUAUCAGUUCCUGUGCAAUGCCAGCGAGAGGGAGGUGGCCGCUUUCUCCAACGGGUACACCGCGGACCACGAGCGGGCCUACGCGGCCCUGCAGCACUGGACCAUCCGCGGCUCCGAGGCCAGCCUCGCGCAGCUCAUCAGCGCACUGCGCCAGUACCGGCGCAACGACGUGGUGGAGAAGAUCCGUGGCCUCAUGGAGGAUACGACCCAGCUGGACGCCGACAAACUGGCUCUUCCAAUGAGCCCCAGCCCACUCAGCCCAAGCCCCAUCCCCAGCCCCAACCCGAAACUUGAGAAUUCCACCCUCCUGACCGUGGAGCCCUCCCCGCUGGAGAAGAGCAAGGGCUUCUUCGUGGACGAGUCUGAGCCCCUUCUUCGCUGCGACUCCACAUCCAGUGGCUCCUCUGCGCUGAGCAGGACGGGCUCCUUUAUUACCAAAGAAAAGAAGGACACGGUGUUGCGGCAGGUUCGCCUGGACCCCUGUGACUUGCAGCCUAUUUUUGAUGACAUGCUCCACAUUCUGAAUCCUGAGGAGCUGCGUGUGAUUGAAGAGAUUCCUCAGGCUGAGGACAAGCUGGACCGGCUAUUUGAGAUUAUUGGCGUCAAGAGCCAGGAAGCCAGCCAGACCCUCCUAGACUCUGUUUAUAGCCAUCUUCCCGACCUGCUGUAG